GUGCCGUGACGCGAGCGGUGGAGCGCGGCUCCGCAAGGCUGCGUGUCGUGGGCCGCGUCGCGCCCCGCGGCUCGUGCGGCUCGGUCCGGGCUGUGGCGGGAGCGAAGAUGCCACAGCCCGUGCCCCGGAGCGCCGCCAUCCCGGCCUGCGGGUGUCGCGGAGACUGAAAAAUGGCCUUUGAGCUAUGCUAGGUCUAUAAUGGGAAGCGCCACAGUUCGAUAUUUCUGUUAUGGGUGCCUAUUUACAUCUGCUACCUGGACAGUUCUGCUUUUCAUUUAUUUUAACUUCAGUGAAGUGACUCAGCCUUUUAGGAAUGUGCCCAUCAAGGGGUCUGGGCCCCACGGGCCAUUUCCCCGAAAAUUCUACCCACGUUUCACACGAGGUCCAGGUGGAGUAUUAGAUCCACAGUUCAAAGCAAACAGAAUUGAUGAUUUGAUGAAUAAUCACAUUGAAGACCCGGAUAAAGGCCUCUCAAAAUCUUCCUCUGAACUGGGUAUGAUUUUCAAUGAACGUGAUCAGGAAUUGAGAGACCUGGGCUACCAGAAACACGCCUUUAAUAUGCUUAUCAGUAACCGCUUGGGAUACCACCGAGACGUGCCGGACACCAGGAAUGCAGAGUGUAGAGGGAAGUCCUACCCGACUGACCUGCCAACUGCUAGCAUUGUUAUCUGUUUCUACAAUGAAGCCUUUUCUGCCUUGUUGCGGACUGUGCACAGUGUCGUGGACCGCACACCGGCACACCUUCUUCAUGAGAUCAUCCUUGUGGAUGACAGCAGUGACUUUGAUGAUUUAAAAGGAGAACUAGAUGAGUACAUCCAAAGACACCUGCCUGCAAAAGUCAAGGUCUUAAGAAACACGAAGCGUGAGGGCUUGAUCCGAGGAAGAAUGAUCGGAGCAGCCCAUGCCACAGGAGAAGUCCUGGUGUUCCUGGACAGCCACUGUGAGGUGAAUGUGAUGUGGUUACAGCCCCUGCUGGCCAUCAUCCAUGAGGACCCACACACGGUGGUGUGCCCUGUGAUUGACAUCAUCAGUGCGGACACACUUGCUUACAGCUCAUCCCCAGUGGUUCGGGGAGGCUUCAACUGGGGGCUGCACUUCAAGUGGGAUCUAGUCCCUGUAUCUGAGCUGGGAGGAGCUGAUGGCGCCACGGCCCCAAUAAGGUCACCCACAAUGGCUGGAGGCUUGUUUGCCAUGAACAGACAGUAUUUCAAUGAUCUUGGACAGUACGACAGCGGCAUGGAUAUCUGGGGAGGAGAAAAUCUGGAAAUCUCAUUUCGGAUCUGGAUGUGUGGUGGCAAGCUCUUCAUCAUCCCUUGUUCAAGAGUAGGACACAUUUUCCGUAAAAGGCGACCGUAUGGCUCUCCUGAAGGCCAGGACACCAUGACACAUAACUCCUUGAGACUGGCACAUGUCUGGCUGGAUGAGUACAAGGAGCAGUAUUUUUCCUUAAGACCUGAUUUGAAGACCAAAAGCUUUGGGAAUAUCAGUGAGCGUGUUGAAUUGAGGAAGAAAUUGGGCUGUCAAUCAUUCAAAUGGUAUUUGGAUAAUAUUUACCCCGAGAUGCAGAUACCUGGCCCGAAUGCCAAACCUCAGCAGCCUGUUUUCAUCAACAGAGGACCCAAGCGCCCCAGAGUCCUGCUUCGUGGAAGGCUCUACCACUUGCAGACCAACAAAUGCCUGGUGGCCCAGGGCCGCUCCAGCCAGAAAGGAGGCCUGGUGCUGCUUAAGGCCUGUGACUACGGAGACCCAACUCAGGUCUGGAUUUAUAAUGAAGAACAUGAAUUGAUUUUAAACAACCUCCUUUGCCUUGACAUGUCGGAAACUCGCUCAUCAGAUCCACCCCGACUCAUGAAGUGCCAUGGGUCCGGAGGAUCCCAGCAGUGGACCUUUGGGAAAAACAAUCGGCUGUACCAAGUGUCCGUUGGGCAGUGCCUGAGAGUUGUGGACCUGAUGGAUCAGAAGGGCUACGUUGGCAUGGCGAUCUGCGAUGGCUCCUCCUCUCAGCAGUGGCGCCUAGAAGGUUAAAGGUGGGCCCCGGCUGGAGGCAACAUAACUCACCUGGUUUUAUCAGGGCUGCCAUAAGUCAAGGUGCUUUAUGAAGGAUGUUGCUGACCACAAAAGGCAAGAACCUUGGUGGAGGGUGACCAUCUCAGGAGCUUCACUGGAAUUUGGGUUAUUUCUGAGCUGCUGUUACGGGAUUCAUCCAGGGAAAACAGAAAAUAAUUCUAAAGAGUUGGGUCUACAUAGUAUAAGCCCAGGAAGUAGGCAUUUCUAUUGAUAUUUAUGUUUCUCGUAUUCUCCCUUGGAGAUGGAAUGGUUUCUGUCUAAUCAGGAACUUGUCACAAUUUCCUUUCAUAGAGGACUUCAUAAGAGAUUUUUUUCUAUUUCUAUCAUGUCUAAUGUUCCAAAUAGAUUUUAAAAACUUGGUUGAGUGCAUAUUACUUUGAGCUUCAGAAGAUACCAUGUAUAUUUAAGAGGCAUUUAACUAUUAUAAAUUAUUUUGAUGACUUAAUAGUCUGUCUACAUUAAAUAAAGGAUCUUUUUGAUCAUUUAACUAGGA
Molecule: messenger RNA, 2560 nt
Organism: Grammomys surdaster
Lineage: Eukaryota; Metazoa; Chordata; Mammalia; Rodentia; Muridae
Gene: Galnt11
Product: polypeptide N-acetylgalactosaminyltransferase 11
Exons: 12
Coding region: 199-2025 (608 amino acids)
Biological process (GO): regulation of Notch signaling pathway
Cellular component (GO): Golgi apparatus
Molecular function (GO): Notch binding
Source: RefSeq, a predicted model, not a curated record